AUGUUCAAGAAAGACUUCACCGCCGGCGCCAAGUCGAAGGUCAAGUCCUCCGCCCAGCGAGCCAUCCGCGCUAAAGUCCUCGAGACCUACCCACGCAUUGAACCAUACAUCGACGACAUCCUACCCAAGAAGGAACAGGUCGAUCUGAUCAAGCUUCCAGACCGUGUCUCGCUCUACAGCAUCAAUGGCCAGCCUCUCUUUUGGCAGCACAUGGACGAUGCCAUCAUCCCACACUUGAAGAUCAUUCACAGAUAUCCCUGGUGCUUCACAAGAGUGAGGAUAGACCGGGGCGGCAUCAGAUUCGUGCUCAGUGGUGCUACGCUUAUGACGCCGGGUCUGACAUCGCCGGGAGGAAGGUUGCCGGGCGGGAAAGAGUCAGAGGAGUGGGCGAACGAUGGGAAGGAAAUUGAGGAGAGAGAAGUUGUGGUUGUGGAUGCAGAGGGUAAGGAGAAUGCGUGCAUGGUUGGUGUGCUGAAGAUGGGUACUGCUGAGAUGAAGGAGAAGAAGAAGGGUCCCGCAAUCGAGAAUGGGCACUACGUCGGAGAUGGGCUGUGGAAGCUGGACUUGAAUUGA
This is a messenger RNA of Fulvia fulva, 573 nucleotides long. Its product is annotated as Translation machinery-associated protein 20. Bases 1 to 573 code for a protein of 190 amino acids. Lineage: Eukaryota; Fungi; Ascomycota; Dothideomycetes; Mycosphaerellales; Mycosphaerellaceae. Gene Ontology annotation, molecular function: RNA binding. The record is from RefSeq and is a predicted model, not a curated record. Gene Ontology annotation, biological process: formation of translation preinitiation complex. The transcript has 2 exons.